This is a messenger RNA of Vitis riparia (riverbank grape), 1755 nucleotides long. RefSeq names its product mitogen-activated protein kinase homolog MMK2-like. Gene Ontology annotation, molecular function: ATP binding; MAP kinase activity. Gene Ontology annotation, cellular component: nucleus; cytoplasm. The record is from RefSeq and is a predicted model, not a curated record. Gene Ontology annotation, biological process: protein phosphorylation; intracellular signal transduction. The coding region runs from base 212 to 1339 and encodes 375 amino acids. The transcript has 7 exons. Lineage: Eukaryota; Viridiplantae; Streptophyta; Magnoliopsida; Vitales; Vitaceae.
UUUAUUUCUUCCUCUACAGUCCUUUCUCUCUCUAGAAAAAGGCCAAGAAAUGUCAAAAAGGCCAAGCAGCUGUGCUUCCAAGGUCUCCACGGACUUAGCUCUUACGCCAAAUUGGGAGUGGCUCUGCUAUUAGGGGCUAAUCCUUCUUGGGUGGUUCUCGUUUCGGGGUUUCGGGUUUUGGGAGUGGAAUUAGGCGUCGAUUUUCUCGGACAUGUCUAUGGAGCCGAGCGCUGGUUCAGUUGAAGGGAAUAUCAGAGGAGUGUCGACUCAUGGUGGACGGUAUGUUCAGUACAAUGUGUAUGGGAACCUCUUCGAAGUUUCUAGGAAGUACGUGCCGCCAAUUCGGCCUGUGGGUCGUGGUGCUUAUGGUAUCGUGUGCGCUGCGAUGAACUCAGAGACACGGGAGGAAGUUGCCAUUAAGAAGAUUGGUAAUGCAUUUGAUAAUAGGAUAGAUGCCAAGCGGACAUUACGGGAAAUUAAGCUUCUUCGCCACAUGGAUCAUGAAAAUGUUAUUGUCUUGAAAGACAUCAUACGGCCACCUAAGAGGGAGAACUUCAAUGAUGUCUACAUUGUUUAUGAAUUGAUGGACACUGAUCUGCAUCAGAUAAUACGUUCCAACCAACCACUGAAUGAUGACCACUGCCGGUACUUCCUGUAUCAGGUGUUACGAGGACUUAAAUAUGUACACUCAGCAAAUGUCUUGCAUCGUGAUUUGAAGCCGAGUAAUUUGCUUCUGAAUGCAAAUUGUGAUCUUAAGAUUGGGGAUUUUGGACUUGCAAGGACGACAUCUGAAACAGACUUCAUGACUGAGUAUGUUGUUACCCGAUGGUAUCGUGCACCAGAAUUGCUCCUUAAUUGUUCAGAAUACACUGCGGCAAUUGAUAUUUGGUCAGUGGGUUGUAUCCUCGGAGAAAUCAUGACAAGGCAACCUCUGUUUCCUGGCAGAGAUUAUGUCCAUCAGCUGAGACUUAUCACAGAGCUUAUAGGUUCACCUGAUGACUCUAGCCUUGGGUUUCUUCGAAGUGAUAAUGCCCGAAGAUAUGUUAGGCAGCUACCACAAUACCCGAGACAACAAUUUCAGGCUAGAUUUCCUAAUAUGUCUCCUGGAGCUAUUGAUUUGCUAGAAAAAAUGCUUGUAUUUGAUCCAAACAGGCGCAUUACAGUUGAAGGGGCACUGUGUCAUCCAUACUUGGCACCUCUUCAUGAUAUCAAUGAGGAGCCCGUUUGUCCAAGGCCUUUUGUUUUUGAUUUUGAGCAACCAUCAUUUACUGAAGAGAAUAUCAAAGAACUCAUCUGGAGGGAAUCCGUAAAAUUCAAUCCAGACCCACCAGUUCAUUGAGAAGUAUGUGAUCAUGUUGUUGUAAACACCAGAAAAGUGUUCGUAAUAUUCAAAGGCUGAUGAAGAAGCUGAGGCAGAACCAUUUGCAGGGUUUCUCAGCAUAAUAUUCAUAGACUCCAUUUUCUUUUUGGUGCAGGAUCUUCUUCCUUUGUGUCAUAGUUGGCCUAGGAGCAGAGUUUAGUGCUAGAAACUAGUAGUGCAGCGAAGAGAUUCUGCAAUGCAAAGUUGUAUCAUUGCUCCCCGUAUGUUUCCAGGUUUUGAAGUAUAAAGUAUGACAUGAAUAAUUUCCAAACAAUUUGUUUCAGUUUCCUAGACUGAUCCCAUCAUCUUUUCUAAUCAUUGUUCGUGAUGGAACUUGUAAUGAUUUGUAAUAUUGGUUCUGUGAACUUAAGCCUUGACAAUCUUUUUCUUUGGUU